CGCUCGCCUCGCCACCGCGGCAGCCGCCGGCACAGCCCCGCUCAGCCCGGCCACCAUGGCGUGCUGGAGGUUCCUCAGAAGACGAUGAGGUCAUUCAAGAAGGUCUCCUCAGGCUCAGCAGGGGCGAGUAAAGGUGGAGACGAACCCGGGAAGUUGCCGGAGCAGGAAGAAGAAGAGGAAUCCCAGGUUUUGCACGGAACCGGCCAUUGCAAAUGGUUCAAUGUGAGAAUGGGAUUCGGGUUCAUCUCCAUGAGCAACCGAGAGGGAAGCCCCUUGGAGUCUCCAGUUGAUGUCUUUGUACACCAAAGCAAGCUUUACAUGGAAGGAUUUAGAAGCCUAAAAGAAGGAGAACCUGUGGAAUUUACUUUUAAGAAAUCUUCCAAAGGCCUUGAAUCAAUACGGGUAACAGGCCCUGGUGGGAGCCCCUGUUUAGGAAGUGAAAGACGACCCAAAGGGAAGACAGUACAAAAAAGAAAACCAAAGGGAGAUAGAUGCUACAACUGUGGCGGCCUCGACCACCACGCUAAAGAAUGUAGUCUACCUCCGCAGCCAAAGAAGUGCCAUUACUGUCAGAGCAUCAUGCACAUGGUGGCUAACUGCCCCCAUAAAACUGUCUCGCAGCAGCCCACUAGUUCUCAGGGAAGACACGAAGCCGAACCGCAGCCUUCCACAUCUGCCUUCCUGAGAGAAGGGGCAGGAACGCACGGCUUCUCGUCUCCGUCGUACUCUCAGGAAGGCAGGCCGGAGAUCUCGGAGCGCUCGGGCAGGUCACCACAGGAGGCUUCAGCGAGUAAGUUGUCCGCGUCGCCUGAAGAACCGAACAGAAAGGGGCCUUCUGUUCAGAAAAGGAAAAAAACUUAAUGCAUUUGUCAUAAUGUUCCGUUCUCUUUACCCUCUUGGGAUGUCUACCUCAUGCAAGUACAGGGGAAAUAAUUCAUUAUCAGUAGCUGACCUGGAAUUUUAACUACUGUUGAGGAACUGUGAAUGUUUUGUUUUGUUGUUGAUUUUUUUUUUUCUUUGAUAGACAAAUCACUCCAAACAAAAUACAUUUGAGCAGGGUGCAUUAUGUUUUACCUCCUGUGUGUAUGUAUGAGUGUGCAUGCACGUGUGUAUGUGUACAUAUCUAUAAAUAUAUAUUUUUCAUCAGACCAUUCUCCAGAUCCGACCAGACAUUACUGUGAAGCAAAAGUCACAGUACCCAAUGUUCCUGAACUCAUUCCUAGAACCUAUUUCCAAAUGUGUUUAAAAAGCAAACAAGAAAACCCAAUUUUCUGAAAUUUCACUCAGAAACAAACCAGACUUGAUAAACCACACAAAGAACUGACAUCAAGACUGCUAAUUCUCUUGUGAACCAAAGGAUAUUUUCAUAUUUCAAAGCUGCCAUAUGGUACUAAAGAUACUAAGACAUCCCCCAUACCAUCAAUUUGAAUUGUUUCCGUUUUUUCAUCUCCACAGAGUAUCAAAAUCCCUCCCCAUGCCGGUGCAGGGCAGUUUCAUAACUCAAGAUGACUCUCAUUGCCACCACCCUUUGUUGGUGAGGAGUUUAAAGCUCCAGAAAAGACAAUGAAUGUGUAAUUUCUGUGAUGGUUUCUCAAAACGUUUUGUUAAAGUAAUAUGAUUGUAACUGUAAUUUAGAUGUCUGUUGUGUAGGGGAGAAUGUAUAAGUUGUUACCAUACAGACCCUUUGAGUGGUGUCAGGAUGCCAUCCUGGUUACCAUUUGUAUACUGUGAACAUUUAGGGUACCUUGGUGGCAGUAGUAGCCGCAGCAGCAGCAGUUUCUCUUGGUCCCAAGUAGUGUCCCUCAAUUUGAAGGGUCUUCCCCCUUAAUUCCUGUUGAAAUACCACAGAGAGAACUCCCUAGGGAUUUUUAUUGUUGUUGUCUGUUUGGGUUUUAAAGAAAACAAAAUGCAAAGCUAAUGAGAUCCUGGGCUAAAUAGUUUCUUAAGACUGAAGGUUGACGGGUACUUGGGGUUGCUCAGCUAGCCUCUCUAGAUGAUGAUACAGCGUGGGUGCAGACCGGCUUGAGUGAAGGGACAUGCAAAUUUGCUAGAAGCCCUGGGCAUCAUCUGCUUCUUGUGAACUGGGGGCUGCAGCUGACCGGCCUUGGUCCAGAGUGCCCUUAGGACCACACACUUCUGUGUGAAAGAGGAGAAAGAUUGGUGGCCUCAGAGUGAGACUCCCUGGGCUGCAGGCCUUGCUCGGGGUUAAUAGAGUUGGAGCCUAUCAAAACUUCAAGUCACUUUCCAUUUGUAACUUUUGAAUUACCAAGUCAUACGUAAGAUAACGUACUCUGACAAAUCCCAUUGUGGAUGUAAGUUAAUUAGAGAAACCUGUAUAAUCCUUAACAUUGGCAAUAAACACAGGCUGUUAAAGCUUGAAAGUGUCGGGUAGGUUUAAGCUCGGAUAAUCAAACUAAAGAAACAGCCUGCAUGAAAGGCUACGGCGAGCCAAAGUCUUACCGUGGUAACUCCUCUGCAGCCGAUGGUUCCAACAGGUAUGCAGCUGGCUCAGUGCGUGGCCUUCCCCUUCCCACUUGUCCUGCCAGAUGAGACUUUUACUGGUGCUGCUGCUGCUUCAGUGAACAGGUAGUCAUCAAACUCCUCAGUGAAGGGCGCGAUUUCGAGAGACUUAUUUUGUGUGAAUUCCUUGCCAGUGUUUGCAAGAAUCUCGAGGUUUGUACUGAAGUUCUCAGUGUGCUAAUGCAAAGCUUACCUUUGACGAUAUUGAAUGUGAUAUAUCUAUAGAGAACGUCCUUGCCUUACGUAAGGAUAGUAAACUUAUUUAAAUUAUGUAGACAAAUCAAAGUGGCAUUGCUUAACCUUCUAGUCGGUGUAAAAACCAGGUUAAACAGCAAAGAUGCAAAACUUAGGUCACUUUGAAAAUUUAAACCAAAGUUCCUUAUAGAAAUGGGCAACUGUGGAUUUGAAAACUGGUCAUUCCCUGUUUAUACAUAAGAAGUUCAGAGCUGAGAUAAAGAAAUGUUUUCAACACAUGGAUUUUUAUUGGUGCUGUUUGAAAUCACUGUGUGCACCAAAGUCAGACUGAACUGCUAAGAGCACAUACCAAACUCUAUCUUAUUGUUGA
Prinia subflava (tawny-flanked prinia) is the source of this 3085-nucleotide messenger RNA. It is a transcript of the gene LIN28B, whose product is annotated as lin-28 homolog B. The record is from RefSeq and is a predicted model, not a curated record. Gene Ontology annotation, cellular component: nucleus; cytoplasm. The transcript has 5 exons. Gene Ontology annotation, molecular function: mRNA binding; zinc ion binding. NCBI's taxonomy places the organism in Eukaryota, Metazoa, Chordata, Aves, Passeriformes, Cisticolidae. The coding region runs from base 85 to 861 and encodes 258 amino acids. Gene Ontology annotation, biological process: pre-miRNA processing.